Debaryomyces hansenii CBS767 is the source of this 240-nucleotide messenger RNA. Its product is annotated as DEHA2C12958p. NCBI's taxonomy places the organism in Eukaryota, Fungi, Ascomycota, Pichiomycetes, Serinales, Debaryomycetaceae. The record is from RefSeq and is a predicted model, not a curated record. The transcript has a single exon. The coding region runs from base 1 to 240 and encodes 79 amino acids.
AUGGCUGGUGCAACUGUCCCAACCGUCGUAUACAAAGCCCACAUUGACCUUGUUACAGACCUGCAGCAUUCUGUUCGUGGUCUCAUGGUUCAACACCCAGUUGGCGGAGGUGGUAACUACUCGACACAUCGUCGUUUCGUUUCGCAGCCUCUUCGCAGCCUCAUUGGAUUCGCGUCUAUUGGUAUUGCCGCCAUCAUUAGACGCGAAACCCAUACACCCACACCUCCUUUGACUCCUUAA